Larimichthys crocea (large yellow croaker) is the source of this 924-nucleotide messenger RNA. RefSeq names its product peroxisomal membrane protein 2 (gene pxmp2). The record is from RefSeq and is a predicted model, not a curated record. Gene Ontology annotation, cellular component: cytoplasm; peroxisomal membrane. The coding region runs from base 117 to 701 and encodes 194 amino acids. The transcript has 5 exons. NCBI's taxonomy places the organism in Eukaryota, Metazoa, Chordata, Actinopteri, Sciaenidae.
GAAGCCAUCGCCCGAGUUUCCUUUCCCAGCUUCUCCCUGUCUCUCUCUCUCUCUCUGUCUGUCUGUCUGUUGUGUGUGUGUGUGGUCAUGUUUGCACAGUGAGACAGCUGCUGACCAUGCCUGUGCAGAGUCUGCCCGUCCGGGAUGCGUCCAUCCAGUUCCGUCUGCUCCAGCAGUACCUGCUUCUCCUGAAGAAGUACCCCAUCCUGACGAAGUCUGUAACCAGUGGCAUCCUCUCAGCUUUAGGAAAUCUUCUGUCUCAGGUUUUGGAGGCGAGAAAAAAGUCAAAAAAUGGAGCCUUGGUCAAAGAGAUCGACACAGCUGGAGCUGCACGCUAUGCCAUUUAUGGGUUGUUCAUCACCGGGCCGGUGAGCCAUUACUUUUACCAGCUGAUGGAAGUAUGGAUGCCGACCACAGACCCGUACUGUAUAAUCAAACGUCUGCUACUGGAUCGGCUGUUUUUUGCCCCGGGCUUUCUGCUCCUUUUCUACUUUGUUAUGAACAUCCUGGAGGCUAAAGGAUGGGGAGACUUUGAAAAGAAGAUGAAAGCAAGUUACUGGACUGCUUUAAAGAUGAACUGGAAAGUUUGGACCCCGUUCCAGUUCAUCAAUAUCAACUUUGUGCCUGUUCAGUUCCGAGUGCUGUUUGCCAACAUGAUUGCCUUAUUUUGGUACGCCUACCUUGCAACUGUGAGGAAAUGAAGCUUCAGGAGGGGAAAACUCGGCUUCUUCACAGGAGUUUUAACAUUUCACUGUUCCCUGUACUACUGUAUACCACUUCCUAAUCUGGACAAUAAUCCUUUUGAUUAUCUCCUAACGAAACUUGUACAAUGAGUUUAAGCCAUGAUAACAUGCUGCUAUAAACAGUUGAAUACAUACAUGACUGUGAUAAUAGAACAUAAUAAACCUUUAUUUUUAUUUUUUU